UGUCUUUGGCGCUGACGAGCCGGUUUGGUUUUGGGUACCGGUUGGAGCCGGUAAGGAGCUGCUGAGACAGGUCGGAGGACAACAUCCGCGUGAGGACCACAGAAGACCAAAGUCACAGAAAGCCCCAAGAAAGACGAAAAAGAAAUAAAGACAAGAAGUGUGACCACAGUCCUGAAGAAAGUCCCAUUCCGGAAGAAUAGGAGGCGGAACCGCUACUUCUGCCGGCCGGUGGUGUGGUGUAGCCAUGGUAAUGCUCAGCUGCUUGCGUUGUUUGGGGCCUAAGGCAUACCCUGAGGCUCCUGAGGGUGGCUGGGGCUGGGCUGUGGCUGUGGCCUUCUUUGUGGUGGAGUUCUGCACCUAUGGGACGCUGAAAAGUCUGGGGGUCUUCCUUGAGGAUCUGAUGGAAGAGUUCCAAGAGAGCAACAGCCGAGUCUCCUGGGUCAUUUCUAUCUGUGUCUUUGUCUUUACUUUCAAUGCGCCCCUAGCUACUCUUUUGAGUAACCGCUUCGGCUCCCGCCCGGUGGUGAUGAUGGGCGGCUUCCUCAUCAGCCUCGGGACCAUCAGCUCUGCCUUCAUCAGCUCCAUCAAUGAGAUGUACAUCACCAUGAGCAUUAUCACAGGCUUUGGCUACUGUCUCGCUUUCCUUCCAACCAUCACCACGCUUGCCCAGUACUUCUCCAGACGACGAGCCCUCGUCACCUCUGUAGCUUCAUCUGGGGAAUCUUUUGCCAUAGUUGCUUUGGCUCCCGCUUUGUCGGCACUGAAGGAGCACAUUGGCUGGCGCUACUGCCUGAUUUUCCUGGGCUUUUUACAGGCUUCUGUGAUUGGCUGUGGGAUUGUCCUUCGCCCACUCAUCAUCCAGUCAGAGCCUGGAAAUGAUGAUGAAUCUGAAACAAAGUCGCUUCCUUUAAAACAGCUGCAGACUGUUUACGAGCUGGAGACUGAACAAAUCUCUAUCAAUUCUGGAGUUUCCCAGGGCUCCGGGGACUCGGGCAUCAUGUCCUUGUCUGGAUCAAGUGCUGACCUCAGAAAUGUAGCAGCAGAAAGUAAAGGCCUGAUGGAGUGGGAGGAGCAGGACAGAGAUGGGCAGGUCCCGUCAUUGUCCACAGAUUCCAGCUCAGUGGAGAAGGAUGAAAGGGUAGUGGCUGAGACGGGUCCUCUCACAGCCUCCAGUCCCAAACUGCUGGACUUCCAUGUUCUUAAAGACUGUGCCUUCAUCUGGUACUCUCUUUUUGGCUUCUUUGCCACCCUAGGAUUCUUUGCCCCACAGCUUUACAUCAUUGAACUGAGCAAGAGCCGGGGUGUAGAACCCACCAUGGCUUCCUACAUGCUCUCAGUAAUGGCAGUGGCUGAGAUCUUUGGCCGCUGGUCCAUCGGGGGGGUGCUGAAUAAAGUCUGCUUCAGGAAGACUUUGGUGCUCCUUGGCUGUGUAAUCCUCCUGUGUCUAGUUCUGGUGGCCUUUACUGUCGUGAGGGAGUUUUGGGGCCUGGUGGUCUGCUGCACCCUCUAUGGCUACUUCAUGGGAACAGUGGCUUCUACACACAUUCCAAUGCUGGCUGAAGAUGACAUAGUGGGAAUUCAGAAGAUGGCAUCAUCGGUCGGUGUAUACAUCUUCAUCCAGAGCUUUGCAGGGCUGGCUGGACCACCACUGGGAGGCAUGUUGGUGGACCUCACUCAGAACUACGGCUCAGCCUUCUUCUCCUCGGCUGCAGGGAUGGGCCUGAGCGCCCUCUGCCUGGCUCUGGUCGGCCCAGCCAAGUCUGGCAUGUGCCAAAGACUUGAUGAAGAUGGACCAAAGACCAAAACUGCAGAGGAAGAGGAGAUGUCUCAGGAUUUGGAUCAGCCAGAGUUUCUGGAGGUGGACAUAACCCCAGCAGGCAGUGCGACAGCUUCACGCACAUAAGCAUCAAACCCACAAAGCUGCUCAUGCAAGUCUGCUGCGGGACAUCCCUAAUCCUGAUCCACAGCUGUCUUCACUCCCUUUAAGCCUCAGGUGUCACAGGUAAACUUGAAGUACGUCUGUUGUCUGAGACUAAAGAUACGUCCAUGCAUGUGGCAUGGUUCCAAACCACAUGCUUUGUGUUUCAGGGCAGAACCUUUGUUUUUUUUUUUUGAAUAGAUGACGUUUUGUGUUGAGUGCCUCGAUCUCCGGACAGAAGGGCGGCUGCCACGUGAGCGUGGGACAGCUGUCCGGCUGGAAAACACUCAUGAUGUCACAGCACUUUUGUGAAUUCAGGAGCGUUUUGUGCUUGUUGCAUUACAUCACAUUCCUGCAUGAAGCAGUGCUUUGUGUAGAUUCAGGGUUCUGAAGGGGUGUGUCCGGACCCAGGUCUCAGAUCAGCCACCAUCCCCCC
Messenger RNA from Thalassophryne amazonica, 2354 nucleotides. Its product is annotated as monocarboxylate transporter 7-like. The record is from RefSeq and is a predicted model, not a curated record. Lineage: Eukaryota; Metazoa; Chordata; Actinopteri; Batrachoidiformes; Batrachoididae. Gene Ontology annotation, biological process: monocarboxylic acid transport; transmembrane transport. Gene Ontology annotation, molecular function: monocarboxylic acid transmembrane transporter activity. The coding region runs from base 245 to 1903 and encodes 552 amino acids. The transcript has 7 exons.